GAUGGUCGCACACCCCUCUUCCAGGCUGCAUGGAACGGCGACAUCAGCACCGCAACACUGCUUUUGGAGCACGGUGCAACAGUGGAUGCCACCGAUGAGACUGGUCAGACACCCCUCUACAGGGCUGCAUUCAACGGCCACACCAGCACCGCAACACUGCUUUUGGAGCACGGUGCAACAGUGGAUGCCACCGAUGAG
This is a messenger RNA of Ostreobium quekettii, 198 nucleotides long. The record is from the annotation of a GenBank genome assembly. NCBI's taxonomy places the organism in Eukaryota, Viridiplantae, Chlorophyta, Ulvophyceae, Bryopsidales, Ostreobiaceae.